CUGGAACGCGGUUAAGUUGGGCAUUUUGCCGUCUAUUUUAGCUUAGAAGUGAACUAACGGAAUUCCUCAGUUUUCUUCACUCUUUUUACCCCAAACGAACCUCAAGCUAUCCGGUGAAUGACCCCAGCGGAUGAAGCCACGUACGUCGGUUUUGGUGACGCGCCAAAGAAUAUCUCUGACACACCCUAUCUUUGAAUUGUCAUCUCUGACCUAGCGUUGUUAUUGACGAAUCGCCAGGAACCCCAACCAGGCUUAAGCUUAUUGUUUUUAUUGUCAUUCAAGAAAGCUUUAAUUUUUUUCCUUCUGUGAAUGUCUGAAAUUAUGUUAUCUAGAAAAUAAUUAAAAAGGGUUUUCGAAUUUCAGGGGAAACCGAUAGGAACGACAGUAUGCUUCUUUCUCGGGCUUGGUUCUCUUGUGGCUUGGAAUAGCAUGCUCACCAUAGGAGAUUACUAUUAUCAGUUAUUUCAUAAUUAUCAUCCAUCAAGGGUGCUUACCCUGGUUUAUCAACCUUUUGCAAUUGGAACAAUGUCAAUACUUGCAUAUAAAGAUGAAAAGAUCAAUACUAGGAUCAGAAAUUUAGCAUGGUAUACCCUGUUCAGUCUGGUCACCUUUUCACACCUAAUGUUGGAUUUAGGCACAUCUGGGAAGGGUGGGAUUGGAAAUUUCAUGGGAAUUUGUGUUCUUGUUGCAUUCUUUGGAGUUGCUGAUGCCCUUGUUCAGGGUGGACUUGUUGGAGACCUUUCUCUCAUGUGCCCUGAAUUCCUCCAGUCAUACUUAGCUGGUUUAGCUGCUUCGGGAGCGCUUACUUCUGUCCCGAGGUUGGUGACGAAAGCUGCUUUCAAAGGCUCCAACAAUGGUCUCCGGAAAGGAGUUAUUCUGUUUCUGACAAUCUCCACAUUCUUUGAAUUCAUAUGCAUCAUUCUCUAUGGACUUGUCUUCCCAAAAUUAACUAUUGUAAAGUACUAUCGCUCAAAGGCAGCUUCUGAGGGAUUAAAAAUUGUUGCUGCUGAUUUAGCUGCAGCGGGAAUUCAAACAAAUGCAGGACCCCCGGCCCACAUACUUCCACAACUGCAAUCAGGCCUAACAGACCCAAACAGGCCAGACCCAGCAAAAUGAAGCUCUAAGCAGCCCACAAUACGCAAGGGGGUGCCUUCGGCCCCAUGACCGAAGGCUACCGUUGACAGAAUUGAGCUCAGAAACAUCACAGGUGAACAAGGCUUGAAAACCAAGCCUUCGGCAUAUACAGCCCUCGGCACAUGUAGGCCCCCGGUUAGAAGAGCCUUCGGCCCAACACCCUUCAGCCGAAGGCACCUCCCUCGACAGAAUAUCCUCUCCAUAUGCACCUGAAUCACCGUACCAAGUACAACUGUACAACGUCGCAUCCAACCACCGUAUUUAAUGCGGCCACACGCAAAUGCCGGUGCCACCUCGAUUGAGGUGACCCUCGGCCGUCGGAUGCUUGACAUGUGUCUCUGUCUAGCAUUUAUUGCUGCUAUAAAUAGCAGCCCCUUUUCCCAUUGUAAAACAUGACUUGAAUACACAGCAUACUACAAUUGAAUACUCUCUCUCUUACUUAUUGCUCUAGCUUCUCUCUAGAUUAUUCCCGUAGUAACCCCUCGGAUAGGCUACCCCCUGGGUACACUAUCUAUCAUUUGGUGCUCUCGUUGAGAGGUCGAAAAAAAGUAAGAAACCCUCCCCUUCAUCAAACACCAAACACAUACGAAAAUGGGAAGAACUCGUGCUCAGUCCAAGACCCUUGAGGACAACAACCUGGCCCUCGGCGAAGUCAACGCCCCCGGAGCCUCUAACAAGGCUCCCGAGGGCGGGGUCAUCGCUGGGGUGGAACAGGCUGCUGUUGACUUGCGCCUUCAGCUCCAGCAGAAUGCUCCCGAUGCCCGCCUCGACAUCGAGGUCCGAAAGAAGGAUCGGAGCGAAAACCAAGUUAGCCCUCUAGUCCUCACUAUCGACGUGCAGUCCGCAUUUUCUGCCUUCAUCCAAACACUCACCCAGAAUCCUGGUGCCUUCGGCACUCUGGUACCACUUCAGCCGCAGGUCGGGGAGAACGCCAUUCCUCCCCCUCUGCUCCCCUUCGUAAACCCUAUCAUUCGGUUAGGGAACUACGAAGGGGCCGUUGCUCAGGAUUCCGCUUCCCAGGAAGUCCAGUCCCGGGACCAGCGCGGUGCGAACAAAGAUGCACCCCGAACUUCCACCCUCGACAGGCUCAGAGGAAUGCAGGACCGCCGAGGGGUCCAAGACUGCCUCGGUGAUAAGGCAUUCCAAAGGCCCCAGGAAAGUGGAGGAUCCGUCUCGAGGGCAGACGAGAGACGUCCCCCUCGGGACAAGGGCAAUGGAUUGCUCCAUGCCGACGAUGCCAGACACCAAAUCAACUAGGCCCACUCAUCCCGGGGCGGAGGCCCUCCUGAAAGAUCACAGGGACGAAAUUAUUACAGCCCUCCAGCGUCGGCUUGAUGAGAUGGAGGCCCGUCAAGCACACACCGCCGUUUCCGCCCCUCAUGUAGAUCCCAAAUAUGAGGCCAUGCUGGCCAAAAUGGACGAAAUGCAGAAGAAAUUUGCCGAGGGCUCUGGGGAACCCGUCAUCCAACUCCGAACUAGGACGCCAUUAACCCCAAGGGUGUUGGCGGCCCAGAUUCCGGGAAAAUACAGAGGGCAACACAUCAAGCCCUAUGAAGGGAAGACUGACCCCCAGGGGAGGUUAUAAGAACAACCAUAAGGUCUGGGCGCAGCAGCCUGUUCUCUUGGAGCACUCUCGGACACCCCUGACGCAUCUCGUCAGCGUCAUCCUAGACUUCGCCGAGGAGAGGGGCCUCGUGGAGCGAGAUUCUCGUGAACCCCUGGAGGUAUAUGUCAUCAACCCCAAUGAACCUUACUGCCGUUUUCAUCGCCACCAGGGGCACAAAACCGAUGACUUCCACCAAUUGAAGACAACCAUCGAGAGGUUUAUACAAGCGGGUCAUUUGUCCCAGUUCGUCAGAGGUCCUCCCUACCACGGCCCCCCUAAAAACGAAAACGCCUGGGUCAACCCGAAUACCAUACCCCUCGGGGACCCGAAGGGUAAGAAGAGGGAGAUCAGGAACCUCAGUGAAGAAGAAGGGUACGACCAGUGCCAAGAGAAGAAGCGUCAUAUCCAGAUGAUCACCGGCGGCAACACGAGGGGAGACUCCAUCAACCAAAGGAAGAAGUGGGCAUAAUCCCUUUACGUGGGGGAAGUCACUCACAUGCCCCCCGUAAAGUGGUUGAGAGAGGAGCCCAUUGUAUUCACCAACGCCGAUCUCCCCCCAGUUUCCUCUCCUCACCGGGAUGCGCUAGUAAUCCAGAGUGAGAUCAACAACACCAUCAUCCACAGAACUUACGUUAACACGGGCAGCUCUGUCAAUGUGAUGUACCUUAGAACAUUCAAGGAGCUGCUUCUGGAGAGGGAGUCCUUUCGGCCCAUUCGGACCCCUCUGUCCGACUUCACCAGAGACACCAUAGAUUCCGAGGGGGUAAUAACCCUCCCGGUGCUCUUCGGCGACGGGCUCCAUAGAGCCAAGCUCGAAGUGGAGUUUAUCGUCGUCAACAUCGACUGCGCUCACAACAUCAUCCUCGGUCGGCCUGCCUUUGAGGACCUGGAGGCCAUCAUAUCCAUGAGGCACCUAUGCCUCAAGUUCCCUACUGAAGGAGGCAUCGGGUACUCCAGGGGGAACCAAAAGCUCGCACGCACCUGCUACCUCCAAAUAACGAAGAAGGUUUGUAAAACCGAGUUCCAUGUUGAGACCAUCACCGGGGCAGUAGAAGAGGAGGAGAAGAGGCCGAGGGCAGAACCAGCCGAGGAAGUUGAAGACUUUGCGCUCGAUCCGGCCAAGCCGGAGAGAGUCGUGAAGAUUGGAGCCAAGCUCCCUGAAUAUUUGAAGGCCGGCAUCACGGAUGCCCUCUGCGCCUACUCCAUUGUUUUUGCAUGGGGGCUGGAGGACAUGCCGGGAAUCAGCCGAAGGGUAGUCACUCACCGCUUGUCGGUGGACCUUUCCUCCAAACCCGUGCAAUAAAGAAGAAGGCCCUUCUCGGCCGAAAGGAGGUAUUUUGUAAAGAAAGAGGUUACCAUGCUCCUCUCCAUCAAACACAUUAAGGAGAUAAAGUACCCCUCAUGGCUGGCUAACGUAGUCCUCGCACAAAAGCCCCUGACCUUCCGCAUGUGCGUGGACUACACUGAUCUGAUAAGGCGUGCCCCAUGGACCCUUUCCCGCUACCAAAUAUUGACCAACUGGUGGACGAAACGGCAGGAUGCGAAAUCAUGUCAUUCCUCGAUGCCUUCCACGGAUAUCACCAGAUCUUCAUGCACGAGGAAGACACUGAAAAAACAGCCUUCAUGACCCCCGAGGGCAUUUUUUGCUAUCUAGUCAUGGCCUUCGGCCUGAAGAACUCAGGCGCUACUUACACCCGGAUGGUGGCCAGGGUCUUUCAAGCCAUCCUAGGGCGCACCAUGGAGGCAUAUGUUGACGACAUGAUCAUCAAAAGCAAGCAAUCAUCGAGAAACGCUGAUGACCUCCGGGAAAUUUUCGCCAUCAUGCAAAAAUUUAACCUUCGACUCAACCCGAAGAAAUGCACCUUCGGCGUGCAAGGAGGCAAGUUCUUAGGCUACAUGGUGAGUCGAAGGGGUAUUGAGGCCAACCCCGAGAAAAUCCAGGCCAUCAUCAACAUGGAGCCCCCACACAACGUGAAGGAAGUACAAAGGUUGACGGGCCGCCUACUAGCCCUCAACCACUUCCUAUCCAAACCAGCGGAGAAAUCCCUUCCCUUCUUCCAGAUUAUGAGGAAGACCGCCAGUUUCCAAUGGACAUCAGAAUGUCAGGAAGCCUUUAAAGAAUUGAAAAGGUACAUGUCCUCACCCCCUGUGCUCUCCAAACCCAAGGUGGGGGAAACUUUAUCUCUACCCCGCUGCCAUCAGCUCAGUGCUAAUCCAGGAGGAAGACGACAUCCAACAUGCCAUCUUCUAUGUUAGCAAGACUCUCAGGGAGGCGGAACUCAGAUAUUCUCCCAUGAAAAGACGGUGCUAGCCAUCGUUUGGACCGUCAAGAAACUGGGCCAUUACUUCCAAGCCCAUCCGGUCCAGGUCCUCACACACCAACCCCUUAGCGCUUUGAUGAGGAGCCCCACCAGCUCCUUCCGAAUGGUAAAAUGGGCUAUCUUCCUUAGCCAAUACAACAUUGACAUCCGUCCGAGGCCUGCCAUAAAGGGCCAAGCCCUGGCGGACUUCGUGACAGAAUGCACGGUAAGAUCAGCGGUGGAUGAGGAGCCCUCAACACCCUCAGAUGAAUGGUGGACCCUCUAUACCGAUGGCUCCUCUGCUACCAAAGAAUGUGGAGGAGGGGUAGUUCUCAUUACACCCGAAGGUUUCCGUGUCUAUUAUGUCAUCCGCUUCUCCUUCAAAGUCUCCAACAACGAGGCAGAGUAUGAGGCCCUUCUCUGUGGCCUUCGGCUGGCAGCUAACAUGAAGGCAAGACAGAUCCACGUAAAAUGUGAUUCCAAGUUGGUGGUUGGCCAGAUCUCUGGCAAAUAUGAGGCCAAAGAGCUUCUCAAGGUAUUUGAGGCACAUUCUCUCACUCAAAUACCGAGGGCUCAAAACUCUGAGGCCGACAUUUUAUCAAAACUCUCGGCCGAAUCCCCAGAGCACCUCUCAAAGAUUGCAAGAAUAGAGGAACUCAACCUUUCUAGCAUACACGCGAGCCCCAUCAUGGACAUACACCUAAGGCCGGAGAACUGGAUCUCCGACAUCAUCAACUUCAUCACCACAGGGCAACUGCCGGAAGAUGAGAACCGCACGAAACUCGCAAAGGUGAGGGCUCCCAGCUACACCCUCGAAGGAGGAAGACUAUACAAACGAUCUUACAACGGUACAUUACUUCGGUGCCUUCAUCAGGAUGAAGUUGAGGUUGCAAUGGAGGAAGUACAUAGUGGCUCUUGCUCAGCUCACCAGGGACCCUUCUCCAUGUCCCAAAGGCUCAUAGUCCAAGGCUACUUCUGGCCCACAGUGGCCUGGGAUUGUGCCAAUCUCGCCCGGAGAUGCGCCGCCUGUCAACACUUUCAGAAGGGCCCCGGAAGACCAGCGGUCAACUAUGCCCCCAUCAGCACUGCAAUAACCUUCUCCAGAUGGGGUAUUGACCUUGUAGGCCUACUGCCGAGGGGUACCUUCAACAACAGGUACAUCAUUGUCAUCAUUUUGUCCUCAAAAACAUCCUCACAAGGUUCGGUGUCCCCCAACAAAUCAUCUCCGACAACGAAACUCAGUUUGAGGUAGCCCCCUUCUGUGCCCUCCUAGAGGCGUGGGACAUCAAACACACCUUCUCAUCAAUUGCCUACCCCCAAGGAAACGGUCAGGUGGAGAAUGCCAACCGAACUUUGCUUGAGGGCCUAAAAAAGAAAGUUGAAGCCGAAGGGGAGGCUGGGUAGAAGAACUUCACAACAUCCUAUGGGCCUACCGCACCACCCCUAGGUGAGCAACAGGCGAAACACCCUUCUCCCUUUGCUAUGGAUUCGAGGUGAAAGCUCCCACUGAGGUAACCCUUCCUACCCGAAGGGUAGACCAAUAUGAGCCUGAGGUCAAUGACGCCAACAUGGCCCUUGACCUUCACCUGAUCUCAGAACGCCGGGAGCAAGCCUUCCUAAGGGCAGAAAACUAUCGAAGACAGGUGAAAGGCUACAUCGAUGCUAAGGUCCGUUCCCGAGAAUUCCAGGUGGGGGACUACAUCCUCCGAAGAAGGGAAGCAAGUCAACCAACCGAAGGCGGCAAGAUGGCCCAAAAUUUGAAGGCCCAUACAUCGUGACAACUAUCAUCAAACCAGGGACUUACAAACUAAAACGCCCCAAUGGAACUGAGGUCCCUAGACAUUGGAAUGUACAUCACCUGGUAAAAUUUUAUCAGUGAUGUUAGAGCGGCCAAGCCCUCAUGACUCACAAAUGUAUUAUCCAAACGGCCCAAGGCCCCUUAUUUUCAAGAAUAAACACAUGUUGGAGGCACCAAGUACAAAGAACAAAACGCGUGUGAGCAGCCAAGCCCUCAUACAAGCUCCUGGCCUAAGGCCUUAUCACAAACAAAAAACCCCGGCACCAAGUGCCGAGGGUGGACGCUCCAAUCUACUAUGAUAAAAAAAGGCACCAAGUGUUUUGAAAGACGACCCCUCGGUACCAAGUACCGGGGGAAGUAUAUGAGGAAUAACACCAAGUGUUAAAAAGAACGCCGUACCCCUCGAGGACGCCACUAUACCGAAGGCGCCACCUAUCGGUCCCGGAGGCACAAAGUGCCCCUGGCCAUUUGCAACUAAUGUGCAAAUAAAACCCUUCCUUGAAAUGCUUUCCGUGCCAUUACCCCAAGGGAAUGGCAGGCAACGGACUAUGUCCCGGGCCAAGGAUUCGACUUUCAAAAACGAAACGCUUCCCGCGCCAUUACCCCAAGGGAACGGCAGGCAACAGACUAUGUCUCGGGCUGAGGGAACGACAGGCAACAUACUAUGUCUCGGGCUGAGGGAACGACUUUCAAAACUGAGGCGCUUUCCGUGCCAUCCCCCAAGGGGAGGCAGGCAACAGACUAUGUCUCAGGCUGAGGAAAAGACCCUCGAUCCCCUCGGAACCCGGAAGGUUAAUCCCGAGGGGGGAGCCAACAACUUAUACCGUUGCCUCCCGCAUAGGCCAAGCCUUACCAAGAAACCAAGUUUCUUGAAGCCUUCCCUUCACUACCUAAAAAAAAGGGUGAAGGGGAGUAGACUCAACGAGCAAUCAAUGAGUACAAAUUUUCGACAGAUUUCACAACGGAACAACCUUCGGCGGCCAACGAGAAGAUUGCCUUCCGAAUCCAACUACUAUUCAACAAGCAUAGCCUAAAAAAUUGGCGAAGUCCACAAUCUGGUUGCCUCCGGCACCAGCCAAUACCGAGGGCUUCCACGUACAAUGGGUUCUAAUCCUACAAAUGGUUUGAAUUGGUUAAAUCCAAGCUACAACAGCCUCCGACGUUUCAACAUACACCGAUGGCAUCCACUCCAUGUAUGGGGCUCAAAAUCCAAAGUGCACAUCUCCGAGGCCAUCUCCGAAGGCUCUUGCUGAACAUCAUUCUCCAUCCCAGCAUGGACUGAAGGCAUCUGCCCUUACUAUGAUGGUUGGGCUACAAGAUUUCCUAAGUCCACACUUUGGAAAUCCACCAAAGCCGAAGGCUCAUAUGCCCAACAAAGAUUGAGGGCACCUACUACAAAGUACCGGAGGCCGGUGCUCACAGGACAUGAACUCAAAUUUCCUAAGUUUGCACUCCAAUAGCCUCCGACACUACAAUCAACACCGAAGGCUCCUUUUCUACAAGUGGGUCAAAAUCAACUAGCUCCACACUUCUACCAAGGGCUACUACUUGCAAAAUUAGUAGGGAUUUUUCUAAGUCCACAAGCUAAGUGCUCCCGGCACCACCAUACUUUGCUACGGGAAACUUUUCUUAAGACUACUGCGAACCGGGGGUAUGCCCAUGACACUACCCAAAAUUUCGGCUAAGUCCACAAUACCGGGCCCUCGGGAGUCUAGGACAAAGGCCACUCUAUUUCAUACAGCUGAAGGAAUCUGCUAACCGAGGGCUAAGUAGUACACAUCACUCAGAAAAUUUUCUAAGUCCUAAAUGUUUGGUCCUCGGUCAACUCGUGGUGCAGACAUACAUCCAUGAAAACAUAUGCAUAAAAGAAAUCGUGGGAAAUCGAAGGUACUGAUUCAGAAAGCGUCAAAAUCCUGAAGGCAUCCAAACAUACAUUCACUAAAAAAGGUUAAGUGUUUGUUACAGAAUGGCCGAAGCCGAAAGCUUGAAAACAUUAUUACAGGGCAUUGUUCGAAAUAUAUCUAAGUACAAUCGUUAUCAGCCCCCCCUUCAGCAGUUUUGGAGGUGACCUCUUCGCCGUUGGCCUCAUCGGUGUCACCAUCACCGGACUCCUUCAUCAUCUCAGAAUCAUCGAGCACUGGCCUCUCUUCGCCCGGGGGAAAGGGGAAUCUCACAUCUGGCUGUAGGGGGAAGACCGUAUGCCUCCGGAUCGAAUUGCUCCAGGGGGGAUGUUGAAGUGUCGGGCCAGCCUACGAUAAAUCAAACGCUGGGUGAAGAACUCACCCCCUUGGUAGUAGCACUCGCCUCUCUCGGCCAACCACAUCUCACCGGGGCCUUCAACCCAGGCAUCUAUCUUCUUCUGCACCAUAGAGGAGACCCAUUCUUCCCUAUCCUCAGCCUCCCAGCCACUGGCAGUAAUGGCAUCAAUAGCAGACCUCUCGGCCAGAGCAACCGCCUCGUUUUUUGCCUUCUCAGCAACUAAAGCGGCGACAUGGGCGGCCUCCCCAGCGGCUUUCUCAGCUCCGGCCCUGCCUUCGGCCUUGGCAGCUUCCACCCGCCGGUCAACACCCUCCGUUGCAGCCCGAAGGGUGUCCUCAAGAUCGGCCAGCUUUUUCUGGAGGUUGGACUUCUCCUCAUUGUCGGCAUCCUUCUCCUUCCUAAGCUGCUCCAUCCUACGGAAGUGCUCACAGAGACCCAUAUAAACCUGCAGCAAUGAGGGCACGAGGGGUCAAAACACGUUACCACGAAGGCAAGUAAACAUAAAAAAAGAAAAGGAAGAAAGCGUACGGAGGCGCUAUUCUGGAGGAUCCUUGAGUUGAGGCCCUCAUCGUUCAUCCGGGCGAGGGCCAUCCUGUCAGCUGAAGGCAUCACCUGGCUCAUCAGCGUCGAAGGGUUGAGGCUACCUUCCAGGACAGAAGACCCCUUUGGUACAAUUGCCUCCAGCGUCUCCCGGCCGAAGAAGUCCUGAUUAACAUGUUCCUGGGGUACAGGACCGAGGGCACCCACGUCAUCCACAACGAUGACGUCGUCAGUGACAGGCUGUUUGCAGAGUCCAUAGCCUUCUGCUUCUUAGCCGGGGGCUCAACCCCCUUUCCGGCCCUUUUCUUCUUGAUGGCCGCAUCAGCCUGAGAGCCCCCGGCUCCAACAACAUCACCAGCCUGGGAGGGCUCCUCCCCAUCCUUCUUGUAGAAGGCAUCCACCGGCUUCUGGGCAGCCGGAUCCUUCGCCCUUUUGGUCUUCCCCUUUUGCUUCUUCAAGGUGAAAAGAGAGUUCACGUCCAUAUUGCUACCUGCAAAAAGAAGACAAACCUAAAAUGAGACCGGGGGGUAAAAACAAACAACGUAAAUGAGAACUGCAAAAAUUGCCAAGUACAAAACGCGGUAGCCUUCGAAAUUCACCUCCGACACUCUCGUAAAUACGAUCCAUGGGGGGGUAUCUCUCAUCUUCCUCCCCCACCAGCCUAUAACGCCGAAAGCCCAGCUUGUGAAGGUCAUCCGGGAGAGUGGCUUCCUUGAUUGACACGUGCUUGUCAGAACCCUUCGACUUUUUUGCGAGCUUCCUACCCUUCUUCUCGAGGGCUGCACCCUCUACCUUCAAAUGACACCGAAAGCUAUUACAAAGCGGGACCGUAAAGGGUUUCUCCUCCAAGCGGACGUCGCAGAACUUAUCCUUCCAUCCCUCGUGGGACAAGGGACUUCAUCAAAUAGCCUAAACUCCGGGAGUUGCUGCAAGUUGGCAAAGCCCCCGACAUUCGAAUGCCCCCCCCCCCCCCCGGCACAAGUUGAAAGACAGAAAAAACUGGUCCAAGGUGAGUGGGACUCCUCGCCUGCGGCAAAGGGAGAGAAAGCCAGCAAUAUAGGAAUGGCUGUUAGGUGUCAGCUGAUAGGGGGCCAACCCCACAAAUCUCAGGUACUCCAACAGGAAAGGGUGGAGAGGAAAUCGGAGCCCCAUUUCAACUGAUAAGAUAUGGGCAGCGAAACAACCCUCGGGUGCAUGCAAUAACAAAUCAUCUCGCCUCGGUUCCACCACAUGUGCCGAAGUGUCCAAAUAUGAGUGGCCUUCGGGUAUGCCCACCGGCUGCCCAGCGUCGAAAGCGGCCUUUUUCUUCUUUGGGGCGGCCUUCGCUUUCUUCUUCUUCCCCGGGGCUACCCUGAGAGGCGUCGGGUCUAGGGGCCUAGAGCUGCUGGCCUCACCCGCAUUACGUGGGGGGAGGAUGGCGACGGUAACUUGCAUCCUUUUUUUCUCAUCCUCCUCCUCAGCAACUUGGAAAGCGAGGGCCAUCUCCUCAUCCUCGACUACCUGUUCAAACUCUUCGGCUUCUAAUUCCAUCCGGAGGUUGUCGUGGACCUCCGCGGCCAUGGCAAAGUCAUUGUUCAGCGAGGCCUGCUCACUGGAGGACUCCACGUCAGAAACACUCUCGGGUUGCACCGAGGCCUCCUUCGAGAUAUUUUGGGAAUCACUUUUGGAAGACAUUUUGUAGCGAAGAGUUUUCGAGCGAAAAUUUCUAAGAUCUAAAGGCCCUUAAACACGAGAUCUAAAGGAAAGGAAGCUAGAUAUGCAAGAAAUACGAAGAACGGUGGAUGAACUGACCUCGAAAGUAAAAGUUGGAUCGAAUGGGAGUUUCUCUCUAGAAAAAAUUGGCCAGAGCUUCGCUACAAUAAAAUCGCACAAGGGGAUGAGCUCCGGUCUUGGGGGUAUUUAUAGGCUCCUCACCCCGGGUUUGGGUCGAAGAUCUAGGCCCGGUAACGAAAUCAUCAUUACGAACCGUCACUUCAGCCAACCGGUGACGCCCGCCCGAAGCCGGCCAACGGGUACACGCCACGUGGGCAGCCACCUCCAACGGUCAUAUUCCAACGGUCAUAUCCCACCUGGUACCCCUCAGACAACUACUGGAGGGCAACUCUUUUGGACCCCUUCAUCUAGUGGGAGCCCCCAACAUAAAGAUGGGGGGAACCCCUCAGGGACCCUUAGCCCUCAAUGAAUUAAGAACCUGGGAACCCCUCGGGAAUACGGGAACUAUCAUGUGCGUUUGUCACACCCUCAGCCCUCAAUGGCUGGGGAACUCCCCUCGACAUCCCCGAAAUAUCCACAAGGUGCCUCCGGCCAAUCAGCGAGGAAGCCCUCAGAUCACGGAUAGCCCUCGGCAUCAACAUUAUGCUCAGACCAAGGAUCCGCCUUUUCGAUUCAUCAUUGGGGGAACUCGGUGCACUCUUUUUCCCUCAUUAAGAUUUUUCCCACAGGGUUUUUCCUAAUGAGGUUUUUAACGAGACAUCCCUCCAAAAUGAAUCAAAAAGAGUCGGCCCUCGGCCAUAUGCUAAAAACAGGCACUACUCUACUCCUUUUCGCCACAUUACAUAUGCCUCAAGGAGUGGGGGACUGGAAGACCCCCUCGGGAAAAUCACAAAAUGCAAAAUGUUAAAAGGGGACUAAGGGACUGCCCUCGGAAAAACACGCAGACGCAAACCUCCUACAAAAUUACAAAUUACAUCGAAAUAAACACCAACAUCAGAGGACAAACGCAAUUACUCCUUUUCCCUCAAGUACCUUUCGGCAAAAGGAGUGACGGACUCCUGAUGGAGUAUAUGGCCUAGGGACCCCCAACCCACAUACUUCCACAACUACAAUCAGGCCCAACAGGACCAAACGGGCCAAGCCCAGGAAAAUGAAGCUCUAAGCAGCCCACAAUACGCAAGGGGGUGCCUUUGGCCCCAUGAUCGAAGGCUACCGUUGACGGAUUUGAGCUCAGAAACAUCACAGAAGAACAAGGCUUGAAAACCAAGCCUUCGGCAUAUACAGCCCUUGGCCCAGGGAGGCCCCCGGUUAGAAGAGCCUUCGGCCCAACACCCUUCAGCCGAAGGCACCUCCCUCGACAGAAUAUCCUCUCCAUAUGCGCCUGAAUCAUCGUACCAAGUACAACUAGGGAUGGCAACGGGGCGGAUCGGGGACGAUUUUACAUACAAUGGGGCAAAAGCUUCUUUAUUUAUUUGCUUCAUUUCUUAUGUUGUUGUGUUUAUAACUACAUCAUUUCUUGUUUGUUUUUCCUUUCUUCAAAAAAAAUUGUGCACAUGUAUUUUCAUCCAAACAAAUAUAUUUAUAUUUUCAUUUGUAUUUUAAAAAAAAUGUAUCUAGCAUAAAUGGACUGCACCAUGCAAAACAGCCAUUUCCAAUAUACAUACUGCACAUUUUUUUCAAUAUAAAAUACAUUUACGCGAGAAUUUGAACAGUUCAAUCCAUUUCAGUCUAGGCUGGCCCAAAUCCAGCCACACUAUGGCUAUAAACAAUUCAUUAAAUGCCUAAUCUUAUAUUUUUUUAAAAAAUAACUCACUCUUAUUUAUUGCUGAAUACAAAUCACAAACACUUUUUUAGCCUCCUUAAUUGCUCACAUGCAUCAAUGGCCAAUCAGAAAAGUGCUGCCGUCCUUUCCUAUCCUCGGCUUAAUUCAAAACGCCCCCCGUGAAACAUGAACCCUCUAUUACGCUUCUUCUUCUCUCAUUCUCCGCAUAAUCUGACGCUCAAGGAAGUCCAACCGCAAUCGCAAGUAAGUUCUCCAACCCAUCUCAUCUCUGUCUCACUUGUCUGAGCGUCCAGGAUUCUUGCUAAAUCCUGGUAGCUUCAAACAAGGUAAGGUCUUGUUGGUUUCUAUUCCUUUUGAAGUUUUGUUGACGCUAUUCUGCUUACUGUGCUCUGCCUUAGGAUGUAUAAUUUUAACAAUACUUCUCAUUUCCUUUGUACAUGUUGUAAUUUUACAUAUAUAAUUACCUCAUCAUUUUGCUGAUGGUGUUCUGUUCCCUGUGCUCUGAGGUCUGAUAGUUUCAAUUCCUUUGCAUGUGUGUAUGGGAACGACCACACAAAUGAAACAACUAUAUCUUUAUAUUUCAUGACUUUUCAAAUAUAUUCAAGCAUAUUAAAACAAAAAACUAACUACCCAGCAUUUCACCAUUUUGUGAGUCAUGUCCACACCCCGAAUUAUACCAUAUUCCAUAUUUUGCGCAGCUGUUCAAACCUCAGGGCAAUUAUAUACCCAACUACUUGUUAUGCAAUAUGUUUUCAUCAUCUGCACAGUACACAUAAUGCAGUCAUUUACUUAUUCAUACUAUGUCAUUUCCGUUUGGCGGACCAUGGAUUUGUUCAAUAGAUGUACUGUGGAAACUGGCAAAGACACUUCAGGUGCUAACACCUUCACAUAUUACCUCCACACUGUUCAUGGAAGAAAAAUAUCUGUUGUCGUGCUCAUUGAAACAGGGAGCAACACAUAUGACUGGGAGACCAGCAUGGCCUGGCAGCACUUCUUAAUUGCCUCAGGAUUCAACAGACUGUUACCAACACGGUUUAGAAACAAGACAGAACUUGAACAUAAACUGAAUCAUUUUAUGUGGCGUGGUCUUAUCUUGCCCCCGCUUGCAGAUAAUACCUCCUUGCAUACAUCGCCACUUAUUUGAGCACAACAAGCAGCAAGCUGUACUAAGGUAUGGAGCUACCUCUACGACAACGCAUGUUGAGGCAUACACAUUCAAAGAUGAAUUCACCCAUUUCAUGGUGGAAAAUGAUAUCCCCUCUGGCACGCACAUGCUGCUCCGCCACACCGGAAAUUUCAUGUUUGAUAUCCUGACAUUUGACGCAGAAGGUUUUGCAUUGAACUUGGGCCCAUCACCCAAUGGUACGUGUGACGCCCCACUCACGGAAGAUCAUUUCCUUGUGUUCGUGGAAUCCGCGUUUCCUUCAUGCUCAUACCGACAACUGUUUAGUACUGCAUCAUUCCUUUAUCUGCCCACUCAUAUUGCAGGGGAAACUUGUGAAGCAUUUUUAAAAACAUGUUGUGAUAAGUGUGGGCGAGUACAUAUAUGGCACGACACUGAAGACGAGUACUUUAAGGGCACCGAACCUGAUAUUCUGCAGGACAUUCAACAGACUUUCCAAAUCAAUGAAGAUUGCUAUAUAGUCUUUUUUAGAUAUGGUCGAGGCAGACUUAGACUCCUUACCAUUUCCGCAUGUGGUGUGGAGGAGCCGCCUCGCCAUAAACACACAUAUGAGAUCGGCACCUUUACAUGCAGCGACAUAAAUGGGCAUGUUUGACACUCUACAACAUUGGCAGCCCUUUGAUGUCCUACUACGUUGUGUUUUUCCCCCAGAUGUUCUUCUUUUCAAGGGGUGAAGUAUUUAAGACUGCAUUUCUGUCGAGUUUGACACUUUUAACAUGUUGUUUCUCAAACUUAUUUGACACUCUACAACAUUAACAGACCUUCAACGUACUACUACUUUAACUGUUAUCAUUUUCGAGGGGUGAAU
Cuscuta europaea is the source of this 15124-nucleotide messenger RNA. NCBI's taxonomy places the organism in Eukaryota, Viridiplantae, Streptophyta, Magnoliopsida, Solanales, Convolvulaceae. The record is from the annotation of a GenBank genome assembly.